AUGACAAACAAUUUAAAAUUAUAUGUCACCCACCCCCUUGCAAGGUCUCCGCCUCUCCAUUUUCUUACAGGAGAGGAUAGCGAAGGCCUCUAUCCCUCUCCUCUUCUCUAUAUAACAAGAUAUAUCUUCCGCCAUUUCCGAAUCUUUUCUUCUUCUUUCUCCUCCCUUUCUCUUUGUUCAUCUUCCAACUUUAAAAGACUCAUUGUGAAACUAAAACAAACUGUGAAUUGCCCGAAAGGGCGCCUCUUCUCUUUUCCUAUGCCUCCAAUCAGGAAUUCCGAUUUGUGGUUACAAAUACUCAUCAAACUUUCUGAAAUGGACCAUGGGAAGUUGUUCAUCGGUGGGAUUUCAUGGGACACCAAUGAAGAUAGUUUAAGGGAAUAUUUUCAGACUUUCGGUGAAGUAAUUGAAGCCGUAAUCAUGAAGGAUCGAAUCACAGGUCGUGCUCGCGGGUUUGGUUUUGUAGUUUUUUUAAACCCUGUUGUCGCUGAAAGAGUCGUCAAGGAAAAACAUAUCAUAGAUGGUAGAACAGUAGAAGCAAAGAAAGCUGUCCCUCGGGACGAUCAUCAAACCAUUAACAGGAGCAACAAUGGCAGCAUUCAUGGUUCCCCUUCGCCAAGUCAAACCAGUAGCAAAAAGAUUUUCGUCGGAGGUUUAGCGCCAACAGUCUCAGAACUCGAUUUCAAGAACUAUUUUGAUCAAUUCGGGAUAAUUACAGAUGUGGUAGUGAUGUAUGAUCACAACACCCAAAGACCUCGAGGUUUUGGAUUCAUUACUUAUAAAUUAGAAGAAUCCGUUGACAAAGUUUUGCUGAAAACGUUCCAUGAACUCAAUGGUAAAAUGGUGGAAGUGAAACGUGCAGUUCCUAAGGAGAUAUCUCUAGGGCCUAUUCGUAAUUAUGGAUUAAGUAGAGUUAAUAGUUUUGUUAAUGGAUAUAACCAAAGAACAGAUGGUAGGUUUAGUUUAGUGAGUGGUGUUCGGGGUGGAUUACCACCAUUCAGCCUAUCUAAUGUAGGACCCAACUCCGAUUCCGGUUUAGGUGCGAACUAUGGAGGGAAUGGAAUUGUUAAUUCCGGUGUUGGAUAUGGGCGUGUGUUGAACAUAAACCCUAUGUUUAGUGUCAGUUCAAACAGAUAUGCCAUGGGAGGUGGUGGAACCGGAAAUGAAUCUCUCAUUAGCUCACUAAAUCACAACAUAUGGAGUAAUGGGAGUCAGAAUUAUAGAAACGGUUCAAUUGGUGAUUCCUUUGCUCCUGGAAUUGGAUUUGGUAGUAAUGGAGCGAUUUGGAGUAAUCUUGAUUCCGAUCAAGGUGGUAUUGGUGGUGGUGGGAAUUCUAGCUUCAUUGGUAGGAAUCCUAUUGGAUACAGAAGAAAUGGUGGUAAUAGCAUUACACCAACCUCUUUGUAUGGUGAGAUUAAUGGCGGUGGCGGUGGCGGUGGUGGUGGUGGUGGUGAUUUGUUUUCUGUGGACCCCACAUGGCGGCCAUUAUCGCCUGAGUUGGAAGUACCUGGUUUCUUUGGUUAUGGUUUUGGAAAUGGAUCGAAUAGAGGAAUUGCUACUUAAAAAGUUAUAAUUUAGAGCUAACAGAAGAAAUCACACGAAGCCGUUUACAAUGGAGAGUGUUUACGUAAGGUUUUAUUGAAGUUUUUUUUGAGUCUUGAAAAUAUAGGUUUUGAGAAUUAUGAUUUUAUAUUAUGAUGAGAUGCGAAGCUUUGAUCGUGAAUAUAUACUAUAUAGAGUGGAAUGAAAGAGGUUAAUUUUCUUGUUUUUUGGGUUUUUAUGUGUAAAAUGUUUCUGUUUUUUUGUUGAGAUACCUUUGAAAGAAAGCAAGU
Molecule: messenger RNA, 1832 nt
Organism: Lactuca virosa
Lineage: Eukaryota; Viridiplantae; Streptophyta; Magnoliopsida; Asterales; Asteraceae
Source: the annotation of a GenBank genome assembly